AUGAAGGAUGCUUGUAAUAAAGAGCUCCGAGCCCAAACAAUACAGUCCAUUGCAGCGUUUUUCUACCAGGCUGGGGUUGCAUUUAAUGUGGCUAAUAUGGACUGCUUUAAAGAGAUGCUUGCGGCUGUUGGGAACUAUGGGCCGCAUUUAAAGCCUCCAUCAUUCCAUGAGCUUCGCGUUCCGUUACUAAAAAAUGAAGUACAACAUGUGGAGGAGUGGGUCGAAACUCAUAGAACUGAGUGGAUUAAGUACGGUUGUUCGGUAAUGUCGGAUGGAUGGACAGAUAGGAAGCAAAGAACGUUGAUUAACUUUCUUGUCAACGGUUCUAAAGGAACGGUGUUUAUGGAGUCUUUUGAUGCAUCGUCGUAUAUGAAGACUGGUGAAAAGGUUUUUGAGCUCCUAGAUGGGUUUGUGGAAAGGAUUGGGGAACAAAAUGUUGUUCAGAUUAUUACCGACAAUGGGGCCAACUUUAAGCUAGCAGGUAAAAUGAAUGGAAAAGCGGAAAAUCUAUUUUGGACACCAUGUGCAGCGCACUGCUUGGAUCUAAUGCUAAAAGAUAUCGGUAAGAUUCCGGAUGUGAAAAAAAAUAUUGAACAAGCUAUCUUCGUUGUUGGUUAUAUUUAUAACCAUAGUUUUGUCUUGAACUUAAUGAGGGAGUUCACUAAAAACAACGAGCUAACAAGGAGUGGAGUAACAAGGUUUGCAACCACGUUUCUUACAUUACAAAGCUUGCAAAAACAAAAAUGCACUUCGAAAUAUGUUUGCUAG
Messenger RNA from Helianthus annuus (common sunflower), 768 nucleotides. RefSeq lists its product as uncharacterized. The transcript has 2 exons. NCBI's taxonomy places the organism in Eukaryota, Viridiplantae, Streptophyta, Magnoliopsida, Asterales, Asteraceae. The coding region runs from base 1 to 768 and encodes 255 amino acids. The record is from RefSeq and is a predicted model, not a curated record.